Messenger RNA from Funneliformis geosporum, 1507 nucleotides. The record is from the annotation of a GenBank genome assembly. NCBI's taxonomy places the organism in Eukaryota, Fungi, Glomeromycota, Glomeromycetes, Glomerales, Glomeraceae.
AUGUCUGUAAAACCUUGUUUAGAUCCGGUAAAAUCGUAUUUCGAGAACACUCCUGUCUCAGAAUGGUCGUAUAUGGCAUUCUUGGAAACACUGAAGCCUAAUUGCAUCUCUGAAGUUCGCACGCUGGUUGACCAAAAAUCUAUAUGGAGAAAACGAUAUCUUACAUAUUUAAGUAACAUUCUUAUCGAGAAAGAGCAGGAUGAUACUAGCAAGAAGCGUGCAACUUUUCUGAUUCAACAGAAACGUCCACCUGAAGAAGAAAACUUUUGGAAUAGUGUCAAAAUUGAAAAGGAGCUAAUGAUAAAGGAGGAUAUUUUCGAUAAAAAAACGCAAAUCGGCGCAUUGGAUGUUAUUGAUGUUUCUCGUAAUCAAAAAGUCAAUGAAUAUGUUGAUAAAGUUAAUUCGCGACUUUCGAAUGCAAGAGAAGAAGUGGAUGCAUCAUCUGGACAUAAGCGAGUUCGUUUUCAUGAAAAUCCUUCAUCAAAAAAGAAAUCUAAAUCAGGAAAAAAGAGUGAUACUCUACCUGACGGUACAAAGAUUACGAAGCCAUCUCCUAUAAAUUAUGCACAAACGGAUGAAGGUAAUGAAACCGGUGAUGGGAUUCCUUCGAAUGAAACAAAUGAUUAUAGCGACGAAGAUGAAGAAGCUUUGCCUCCAGAAGACUCGCUUGCUAAUGCCCUUUCCAGCUCAAAAGUUUGGACUUUGCCUUCAGGAAAGAACGUUGGUGACAUCUACUCUGAAAAAAUAUCUGAAAACGCACGCACAGUAAAAAAUAAGAAGAGACUAACGGCAAUUGAAAAAGCCAUAUUGCGAUAUGGUGCAUCAAGGAUAAUUGAUUUAUCCGCUCACAUGAAAAAGUGGUUUUGCGAAAACGACAAAAAGUUCAUUAAGAAAGAUUACGAAUCUAUGUUGCGAGUUCCCGAAAUGACAGGCAAGGAGAGUUCAUUUGUUCUAAAAGUCGAGGAUAUGGUAUGUAAAGGAAACGUAAACCAGGCAUAUAAAUACUGUACGGAAAUCCAUUCAAGUUCAAUCGAAGAUAGUUACUUAUAUAAAAUAAGUAAAAUAUAUGGAGAUUUCAUUUACAAGAGCAAAGGCCAAGAAGAUAUUUUAGAUUUUACUACAAAAGGUGCACACACAGAAGUAGACAUAAUUCUAAAAGCUUGUGCGUACAUUGUCGAGGGGCUUAACAAGAGCCUCACAAUUUACCCAAGAUGGUUGGAGUUUUCCGCCAAGGCUACAGCAACAAAAACGAUUGUUCCUUUCCUACAAUUUGCUGGAACAAACAGACAAUUAUUGAUUGAAGACCUGAUGGAAGGUUUUUAUGUCGUUUUACCCAGACCUAAAUUUGAGUUACCGACGAAACUCAAGAGUAUUGGAAAGUUAAAGACAUGUAUUGGUGAAAUGUAUGUCAAAACAUGCAAAACAAUAGAAAAUGUAGAAACAUCACAUAACGAAUUCGAUGAUAUUGAUGACGAUGUUGAUGAUACAGUCAAGUCUAUCCCUCAUA